Molecule: messenger RNA, 3271 nt
Organism: Onychostoma macrolepis
Lineage: Eukaryota; Metazoa; Chordata; Actinopteri; Cypriniformes; Cyprinidae
Exons: 11
Coding region: 276-2798 (840 amino acids)
Source: RefSeq, a predicted model, not a curated record
UCCACUCGCCCGUGGUCUGCAGCCAGACCCCUCUCGUUAUAAGGGUCUUAGGCGUUUCGCUACAGUCAUUAAGAUUUGGAAACGUAAACUGCUUUUUCUUUAGUAGAACAUAUAUCGUUACGUGUAUUAGUCAGUCCCAGUCAGUAUAAACAUCUCUGUUGGUCUUUAGCGGGUUUUGUUGACAGUCGUCGCUCUCAGUCGGGAGGGUGUGUUUCAGAAAAAAAACAAAACAAAAAAAAAAAACACAACGACUUUUAAUAAUACCGAAGUCAGAUAUGAAGGAGAUUUUCAAAAUCUUUCAGUUUUUAUUACUAAUGUGCGGUGUGUUUGGUGCUGAUGAAGAUGAAGUGAAGCCAGUGUCAGUGAUGGAGGGAGAUUCUGUCACUCUAAACCCUGAUCUCACUAAAAUACAGGGAUUUAAUCAGAUACUUUGGAGGUUUGGCAGUCAGGGCUCUACCAUUGCUAGAAUUGUUGAAAAGGUGAUCUCAGAUGAAGAAGAGGAGAUAUUCAUAGGCAGACUGCAGCUGGAUCAGACUGGAUCUCUGACCAUCAAGAACAUGAAAACCAAACACUCUGGUCGUUAUAAAGCAGAGAUCAGCCACAGCGCUGGGGCGUUGUUCACAAUAUUCAUUGUUACCGUCUAUGAGUCUCCGGCUGUUGUUGAUCCUGCUAAAGGUGAAAUGAAGAUCGUGUCAGUGACGGAGGGAGAUCCUGUCACCCUUCAGACUGAUGUUACUGAACUACAGGGAGAUGAGCUGAUAGUGUGGAGGUUUGGAGAUGAAGGAAAACUCAUAGCUAAACAUGAUAUAGAGGCCAAGAGCUCACCAUUAUAUGAUACUGAUGAGAGAUUCAGAGACAGACUGCAGCUGGAUCAGACUGGAUCUCUGAUCAUCACAAACACCAGAACCACAGACUCUGGACUUUAUAAAGUGAAGAUCAACAGCAACAAACAGACCUUAAACCAGAAAUACAUUGUUACUGUCAGUGCUGUUCCAGAUUCAGUACCAGGUCUGUCUCCAGCUGCUGUAGCAGGGAUAGUUGUUGUUGUUCUGCUGGUGUCUGCAGCUGCUGCUGGUGUGAUGUACUUCCGUCACCGCAGGACCACUAAACUACCAAGCCAAACGUGGUCAGUGCCGGUGGGAGAUUGUAUCACUCUAAACCCUGAGACUGAGAUACGGACAAGUGAUGAGAUACAGUGGCUGCACGGAGAUGAAGAGACUCUCAUAGCUGGAAUCAGAAGAGAUAACAGAGAGAUGAACACAUAUUGGGGUCCUGAUGAGAUAUUCACGUACAGACUGAAGCUGGACAAGACGACUGGAUCACUGACCAUCAAGCUCAUCCUCACUGAACACACUGGACUUUAUACUCUGAAGAUCAGAAGAGGCAGAGAAACCUUACACAAAAAAUUCACGGUUUCUAUCGAAGAGAGGAUAGCAGUGAUAGAGGGAGAUUCUGUCACUCUAUACUCUGAUACUGUAAUACAGACAGAUGAUGAGAUACAGUGGCUGUUUGAUGAUAAAGAGCAGCAGACUGUCCUGGCUGAAAUCAAGACCACAGAGGUGACUAAACAUGAUAAAACUGAUGAGAGAUUCAGAAACAGACUGGAGCUGAACAAGAAGACAGGAUCACUGACUGUCAGAAACUUCACAGCUGCACACUCUGGACUCUACACUCUGAAGAUCAGAAGAGGCACAAAAACCUCGUACAGAAGAUUCAUCAUUUAUAUCAGAGAGAGGAGGACAGCAGCGACGGAGGGAGAGGAUGUCACUCUAAACCCUGAUACUGAAAUAAUCGAUGAUAGUUUGAUGCGGUGGAUGUUUGGAGAUGAAGAGCAGCAGACUCUUAUAGCUGAAAUCAAAGAAAAGACCGGAGAAUUUUGGAUAUAUGAUUAUGCUGCUGGUGGGAGAUUCAGAGACAGACUGAAGCUGGACACGACGACUGGAUCUCUGACCAUCAACAACACCAGAACCACAGACUCUGGAGUCUAUACACUAGAGAUCACAUCCAGCAGAGGGGCUUCAGACCAGACAUUUUUUGUCACUGUCAAAGAUAAAGUGGAGAAGAAAUCACUGAACGAGGGAGAUUCUGUCACUCUAAACCCUGAUACUGAAAUACAGAGAGAUGAUCAGAUCCUGUGGAUGUUUGGAGCUCAAGACUAUCUCAUUGCUCAAAUCAGAGGAGGGACUGUAGAGAGAUAUGAUGAUGGUGUUAAUAAGAGAUUCAGAGACAGACUGAAGCUGGACAGGACGACUGGAUCACUGACCAUCACAGACAUCUCAACUGAACACACUGGACUUUAUAAACUAUUGACCAUCAGCAGCAGCAGAGGGACCUUGUUCAAGAAAUUCAAUGUUUUAAUACACUUGAAGUAUGAGGUAGUGACUGCAGGAGAUUCUGUCCAUCUAUACACUGGUCUUACUGGAAAACAUACAGCUGAUAAGAUACAGUGGAGGUUUGGAGAUGAAGAGACUCUCAUAGCUGAAAUCAAAGGAGGGACCGUAGAGACAUAUGAUGUUCCUGAUGAGAGAUUCAGAGACAGACUGGAGCUGAACGAGACGACUGGAGAUCUGAUCAUCAAGAACUCUACAGCUGAACAUGCUGGAUAUUAUAAACUGAAGAUCCGCAGCAGUGAAGGGGACACAAGCAGGACAUUCAUUGUUUUUAUCAGAGGUGCUGCUGUCACAAAUGAAGCGAGGAAGAAAUCAGAGACGAAGGAGAAGAACGACUCCAGAGAGAACCGAGGGAAUGAAUCAGCGACUGUAGAGAUGCCGCUGUUGAAUGGAGAGGAUGUUGGAUGAAGUGAAUGAGGAGGAGGGGACGAGUUCACUUUAAUAACAUAAGACCCGCCCACCAGUGUCAAUCACUCUGACAUCAUCAACAUUUCAGUUCCAGCUACAACAACAAAACAUUUUUAAUUUGAAAGAUGCUAUGUGUUAUUACUCUGACUCUACCAACAAAUCUAAAAAUAUAUAUUUUCAUUUUUUAAAUUUUGUUUGGCCAAUUUUGAUGGGCUCAAUUCCUACUCUUUCACAUUUUCUGAUUGAGGUUGACUUACAGCUCAUCUUUUUGUUUGACUGGCAAAAGAAAAAAGUCAAGUUUUCAAGUUUUUGAAACUAUAUGAAAAUGAAUUUCUAUUGACUCUGAUUAAGUUCAGACAGCUCUCUUUCAUUUCUCUUUAUUUUAUUAUUAUUAUAUUUUUAAUAUAUUGUAAGCUACCUUCCCCUUUGUUUUAAUUUUCCUAAUCAUAUGUAUACAGUUAUUCUUACUUAUA